CCAAUACACAUCUCUCUCUCUCUCUCUCUCUCUCUCUCUCUUUCAUAAUGACGGCGACUGCGUUUGGAAUCGGCUUGUGGUUGGCCGUUACGGCUUCCUUUCUCUUCACCGCUUCAAACGCCAAAAUCCCCGGCGUUUACAGCGGCGGCCCGUGGCAGAACGCACACGCCACUUUCUACGGUGGUAGUGACGCCUCCGGCACAAUGGGCGGCGCGUGUGGGUACGGGAACUUGUACAGCCAAGGAUACGGUGUGAACACGGCGGCGUUGAGCACUGCUCUGUUCAACAACGGAUUCAGCUGCGGUGCUUGUUUUGAGAUUAAGUGUACUGAUGACCCGAGAUGGUGUGUUCCGGGAAAUCCGUCUAUUCUUGUGACGGCGACAAACUUUUGUCCACCGAAUUUCGCUCAGCCGAGUGACGACGGAGGAUGGUGUAAUCCGCCGCGAGAGCAUUUUGAUCUCGCCAUGCCUAUGUUCCUCAAGAUCGGUUUGUACCGUGCCGGCAUUGUCCCCGUCUCCUAUCGCAGGGUACCUUGUCGGAAGAUAGGAGGGAUAAGAUUCACAGUAAACGGAUUCAGAUACUUCAAUCUUGUUCUGGUAACUAACGUUGCCGGCGCCGGAGAUAUUAACGGAGUUAGCGUAAAGGGAUCAAAGACAGAUUGGGUGAGGAUGAGUAGGAACUGGGGACAGAACUGGCAGUCCAACGCCGUCCUCAUCGGCCAAUCACUCUCUUUCCGAGUCACCGCCUCUGAUCGACGUUCCUCCACCUCAUGGAACGUUGCUCCUUCCACGUGGCAGUUUGGUCAGACUUUCUCCGGCAAAAACUUCCGAGUCUGAAGUCCGAAAACACCCAACAGAUCAAUACUCAGAUGUUAUUUUUAUUUUAUUUUUAAUAUGAGAGACAAAAACAAGAAGAGAGAUGGGACAUUUUCCAGCCCUGGGUUUUCUCUUUAAUUUUCUUAGGAAAAUUCCGGUGGCUUGUGGAAUAUGUUUCCUUUUUUAGUAUUAUUAUCAGCAAAAUUUAUUUUUUAUGUUUGCGAUUUAAUGGUGAUUUGUUUUCUCUUUUCUUUUCUUGAUCCUCAGAAUAAAAGUGCUGCUAGUAUUAGCCAGAGAGUGAUUUGUUUUUCUUUUGGUUAUGUUUCCUUUAGUUAUUUCGUUGGUGGCAUCUUCUUUCUGCUAAUAAGCCAAAGAGUGGGGAACAGUCUUAUGAUCGAGUCGGAUGGACCGUGUAAUAGGCCAUUGGGCCAAUAUAUAUAUAAAAUCUGAAAUUAUAGAUUGCAAUU
Molecule: messenger RNA, 1282 nt
Organism: Arabidopsis lyrata subsp. lyrata
Lineage: Eukaryota; Viridiplantae; Streptophyta; Magnoliopsida; Brassicales; Brassicaceae
Product: expansin-A3
Exons: 3
Coding region: 48-836 (262 amino acids)
Biological process (GO): plant-type cell wall organization
Cellular component (GO): extracellular region
Source: RefSeq, a predicted model, not a curated record